Homarus americanus (American lobster) is the source of this 4119-nucleotide messenger RNA. Its product is annotated as gamma-aminobutyric acid receptor subunit alpha-6-like. Gene Ontology annotation, cellular component: membrane; neuron projection; synapse. The transcript has 8 exons. Gene Ontology annotation, biological process: regulation of membrane potential; chemical synaptic transmission; signal transduction. The coding region runs from base 24 to 1703 and encodes 559 amino acids. NCBI's taxonomy places the organism in Eukaryota, Metazoa, Arthropoda, Malacostraca, Decapoda, Nephropidae. Gene Ontology annotation, molecular function: neurotransmitter receptor activity; transmembrane signaling receptor activity; extracellular ligand-gated monoatomic ion channel activity. The record is from RefSeq and is a predicted model, not a curated record.
CUCCCACCACCAUCCUAGUCAACAUGAACGUCCGCUCUAUGGGACCUUUCUCCGAGAAGCAAGAGUCGUACUCUAUGCAACUGUACCUCCGGCAAGUGUGGUUCGACUCACGCCUCCGUUUCAACAAGACCGACUUGGGCACGUCCCAGUUCUCUAUGAACUGGAUGUUCGCCGCCAAGCUCUGGAAGCCGGACACCUUCUUCAUCAACGGCAAGAACUCCUACGCUCACAAGAUCACUGCCCCCAACACCUUCAUCCGUCUACAAUACGAUGGCCAGAUUACCUGGUCCUUGAGACUGACUGUGCGGGCCAGCUGCAAGAUGCAUCUCCGCAAGUUCCCGCUGGACACCCAGAUCUGCCCCCUCAGCCUCGCCUCAUACGGGUAUAACUCGAAUGAUAUGGUAUACAAGUGGGCGCAGGGGCUGGUCACAGUAGAUGCUGACGUGAGCAUCGCCCAGUACAAGCUUAUUAACAUCACCACGACUUCUGCCAAGGUCAUCGUGAGAAGAAAAGAGAAUAGGCGCCCAGAGACUGUCUCCACUCUCAACGUCAAGUUCUACCUGGAGCGACUGACGGGGUUCUUCCUCCUCCAAGUAUACGUCCCCUGUAUCCUCAUCGUGUGCUGCUCGUGGGUCGCCUUCUGGAUCACCAAGAAGGACGUCCCUGGCAGAGUUUGUUUAGGCGUGACCACCGUGCUCUCCAUGACCACGUUAGGAUUCGGCGGACGAUCUGCUUGGCCAGCUGUCUCCUACGCCACCGCCCUCGACUACUUUGUUAUUCUGUGCUUUGCCUUCGUGUUUGCGGCCGUCCUGGAGUUUGCCUGUAUUAACUUCUUCGAGAGGGCGGCUAACAAGAGGCGGAAGAAGAUGGAAGACCUGAAGCAUCAAAUCACAGAACGUAUAAUGGCGGCGGAGAAGGACGCCACAAUGCUGGUGACGACGACGGUGAGGGAGGACGGUGGCGUGGACAUUGGGGCGUCACUGAGGGACGCCAUGAAGGUUCCUCUUUCUGUUGUGCCGCUGAGUGUCCAACCCAUCGAGGAAGAGGUGGACACCCAGUCCCCACUAAGAGAGGCUCUGAAGCUGCCUCUGGCCAUCGUGCCCCAGAGCAUACACGCAGUGACGCCAGAGAGAGAGGAACGAGAGGGACUCAAGGCCCGACGUGUGGCCACGCCCCCGGAGAAGAGGGAAGGCGAGGAAGACAGUGGUGGUGAUGGUAGUGGCAUUGACACAAGUGUAGUGAGUGGGGAAAUAGACCCAAUGUUAAUGAAACGCGAGGGCCACCUGUCUGGCAGCGACAGUGGCAGCCUCACUAGUAGAGGCAGCAUAUUUAAAUUCAAGAAAGAUUCCAAAAUAAAGAGAGACAGGUCCCAAGACAGUGAAAGUGACUUGACAGUUAUAAAGGUGGACAUCCAAUCCGAGGAUGAACAGCUUUCUCCUCCCCCUCCCCCCUUCACAGUGUGGCAAAUCCUGACCAAAAAAAAGAAACUCAUGUCGGAGAUGACGAUUAGAAACACCGUGCCCACUGAGGAGGAUCUGCUAGAUCGUUUUUCCAUCAUUGAUCUCUACGCACGUAGGUUCUUCCCGACGACUUUCUUCAUCCUGUUCAUCACCUACUGGGUCUUGUUCAACUACUACAUCACUGACGAGUUCCCUGAAGAGGCCGAUGCUCGGGUACCCUCGGAUGGACUAGUUCUCGUAUAAAGUUUGUUUUAUUUUUAAUGUAUAAACUUGUUUUGAAGAAAGACAAAGAGCGAGACAUUGGCCUCUCCCACCCACUCGCGUCGCAUUGAUAAGUGACGACAGCCAUCCAAUCACAGCAGGGAUUGUGUUUUUCCUAAAAAAUGAUUGGUUAUUGGAAGCAUUUUGCCUCCCCUUCCACCCUCUCCCAACAGAUGGUUCUAAAAUAUCUAUCAUGUUUUUUGUGAGGUUCUUGUCCCAUUAAGAUAAAAAAAUACCAUGCAGGUUGUCAGGAUAUUCCGUUUGUAGGUCUGCACACUAAUGUUUAAUUUCAUGCAUGUAAGUAUGUCUAAGUAGCAAAGAUACAGUAGGUAUGCAAGUAUUCACCAUAACUGAAACUGUCAUGGAAACUUAUCGUAUAUGGGCAUAUUAUGUAAUGGAUAUCUUCAUUGCUUAAGUGCAGCUGACCGACAGCGUCUCAAGUUUAUGGUCAAGCGUCAUUCAUUAUUUUUUCUUUCGCCCCGUACAUGCCAAUGCAUCACCUACCGUUUUAGAAUCAAUUUCAGAAGUUAGACUUUAGACAGUUUAUGAACGGUUCAUUGAUAAGUUAAUGCACAAGUAUAUUGCAUGGUUUCAUGCGAUAUUUUCCUUAACAUGAUAUAUAGGGUAAGAUUUGACACUUGGGUUGCUGCAGCACCAGAUGCAGAGCACCACAGUAACUCUUGCUUGUUUACCAAAUUUUUACGUUUGUUAAACAUGUUUUGAUGGAUCCUUGAACACUGGAUGUUCGUCGAGAAGUACAGUAGGAAUUAUUCUUUCCUCUGUCACACUACCCAAGUGCCACUGUACUUCUAGUCAUUCAACACAAUGUAAAGCCUUUAAUUAAUGUAAAAUAUAUUUGCAUAAUCAGGAAGCCUUCCACAGCUAGCGGCGGCAUUUGAGUUUACUUGCAGCUGGCGAAGGAGUUAAUUUACAUAACAAAAACAGCUGGAGUUGGAACAUACCAGAGAGCGAAUUUCAUUGCUUGAACGUUCAUACCGAGGGAUUAUAUAUGAGUGAAUUUUUACUAGAGGCCAUAUGUAUAAACAUUUUGUGCCAGAGGCCACACACACACAUAUAUAUAAUCACCCCUAUAAUAGGAGGCUUACGUAUACAUUAUAUAAAUAUAUCCUAAUCACCAACACCAGUCCAAAUUCACCAUUAUCACCAAUUAUCGCCUAAGGAAGAAAGAAUCUGGAGUCUGAACAUAGUAUAAAUAAGUGUAAAUAGGCAAAAGUUAUAUUAAUACUCCAUAUAAAUUUGGAGAAGAUAGCUCUUAGUAAAUAUCGCCUUUCACGAGUAUAUUAUUAAUUGUUGUUCAUCAUGGAGAGAUACGUGUUACCACCAGCCACAUCACCCUCAUAACAAUCAAUUAGUUGGAGAAAAGAGAAUGUUAUUCAUCUCAUCUUCAUAAUAAAGUCAUAAUAAAGUCAUAAUAAUGUCAUCAUAAUGUCUAACGUAUGUCUUUCGGGGUCACUGGGUUUUCGAGCCGAGGCCGACCAAAACAUUUUAGUUAGUUCGAACACUGUGCCGAGACUGAGCCCCUCGGUACAGGGUUCGCUGGUUUAUUCACUGUUUCACGUGGUCGGGACCCGGAUUAUUUUUUCUUUAUUUUUUUUAUUUAUUAAUAAUUGAUUUUUUGUCUUCAGAAAAUGGACAAUGGAAAUUACCAGCAUGUCUAUCUACACUUUUUUGUUAAAUAUAUCAUAAUAUUUCGAGGUUUUAUCCUCGCUUUGUCACAUAAAGAUACAAUGUAUUUCCAUUGAACCAAUACAUACACUUAUGCUAAGGACUAAAUAAGCUUUAUACGUUUCGGGGAAGAAAGUAGAGGAUAAUUUUUGUAUGUAGACUUUUUUUUUUUAGUCUCCAGCUGUCGACGUUUGAUGGUAAGGUGUCAUGUCACUCGUUUAUAAAAAGCGUAACUCUCUCUUAGUGCCAGACGUCUCACUGGGCGACACUUGGCAGCCCAGGGUCGGAAAAAUUAGACUAAGGAGAAAUUUCAAAGUGUUUCUUGGCCAAGGAGACAACUUUGUGUGGGGUGGACGGAGACAAGGACAAGCAUUCGAGGUUAUGACACUUGGUGUUGUGUCAUGGGUUUGCUGGACAUUAAAACCCUUUUAUUGCCAUUCUAAUGAAUGAAAAUAAGGUAUCUUCCUUACCCUUUUAUGAUGUUAAAAGUAAGUUCUACACUUGCAUAAAUUAUGUUCCUUUAAUCUGUUCCCAUUUAUUUAUUUUUUUGCUUUAAAUGGUGGUUAUAUCCUUCUUCGACUUGCCUGUUCCUGAUCUGAUCGCUAAGAGUUACAAUGUGAUCACAGUUUUUCUCCUAAUUUUAUUUGGUUGUCUUAUGGUAUGGGAAACGAUUAUGUUGCCUCUAAAUCUCCCAAUUAAACCUAUCAAGAUA